This is a messenger RNA of Chelmon rostratus (copperband butterflyfish), 1590 nucleotides long. RefSeq lists its product as uncharacterized. The record is from RefSeq and is a predicted model, not a curated record. The transcript has 5 exons. Bases 476 to 964 code for a protein of 162 amino acids. NCBI's taxonomy places the organism in Eukaryota, Metazoa, Chordata, Actinopteri, Chaetodontiformes, Chaetodontidae.
GAAAGGGCAAGACGGGGGGAGUAGAUCCUAGGAGGCAAUCUGAGAAAGGGAAGGGGAUCUCUUGGAGGCUGCUGGGAUAAGGUUGCACUGGUGUGUGGGGUCCAUCUUCAGAGAAAAUGGCUGUUUUGUCAGUGUAAACAGCCUGAGCAGUACCUGCAUUGCUAAAGGGGGGAGCAAAAGAAGAAGAAGAGGAGGAGGAGGGGCAGCAGCCGCUGGAGGAAAUGCUGCCUCUUCCAAUGAAAUUUUCCCUUCUGUAGCCAGCCCCGGCCUGCCGCAGCUCACCUCUGAAGUCAUGCAUGUUGUAUGUUAAGGUUUUAUUCCCCAGAUCAUAUGGCUAAAGCAUCAUCAAUGCCUCAGCAGACCUCAAACCAGAGGGAAGACACCUCUGUCGACCAUGAGACACACUAGACUGUGAGCGCCACAACAACAUCCACGCAGAGAUUGAAAAUACAUCCUUCAGUUGAAACGCCCGACCAUGGCUGUAACUGCGGCUAAGACAACAACAAGUUUUCUCCCCACAACCACCGCGAUCCCCUUCCUCUCGACGGGCUCGAGCGCCAGAGACAAUGUCACCUCCAGAGCAACAUUAAUGACUGUUACUAUAACAACAAACGAGACCAGUUUCAACGCCACCACGUUCCCGGAGGCAGUGAUCGAGAGCUCGGGGAUGGGAAUGGUGCUCGUUCCCUUUGGCAUCAUCACUGUCAUUGGCUUAGCAGUGGCAAUUAUGCUGUACAUUCGGAAACGAAAGCGGUUGGAGAAGCUGAGGCACCAGCUCAUGCCCAUGUACAACUUUGACCCGGCUGAAGAACAAGAUGACCUGCUGGAACAGGAACUACUGGACCACGGCCGGGAAGGCAGCCUCACAGGUCCCAAUGCCAAGACUCUCACCACCUCCCAGGGGACCACGCAGAGGCCCAGUCGUCUGGUCUUCACAGAUGUAGCCAAAGCUCUCAACGCUUAACAGCUCUCUUCCAUUAGUUGACUUCGGUCGGCGGGGGCCACCGGCCUCAUCGGAAUACAGACUGUCGCUCAGGAAGGAAAAAAAAAGGGACAACUGGACUGUUUUUUGGAACAACUGGAGCUUUGGUUUUCAUCACUAAAACACGGUCCAUGGAAUGGCAGCGGUUUUCAGAUUCUGAAAAAAAAAGUGUAGGGUGCAUGUAUGAUAAGGGAGCGUUAUGGGAAGCAUCACGUAUGAACUUGCACUGUUAUCAUUUGGCACACCAACGCAGUGUGAUGCACUUUUCUUGAAUCAUAUUGUGUCAUUGCUGUUAAAAUGUUUGGUAGCUUGUCAGUGAAGUUCUUCUGAGCUUCAGUAUCUACUUCCAUGUCUGAUAAGAGAGACGUGUAAAUUUGUGUUCUCUCCUGAUUUUGUGGUGUUACAUCUCUGACGAGCUUGAACACUGGAUGUGUUACCAUCCUUUAGUGAACUGUCCACCUCUACGUUGUUUCUUCUUUAAUGACCAAUGAAGGAUUGUUUCCGUCUGUAUACAUUAAAACUAUUUAAACCGAAAAGAAAGGGUGCUUUGUUGCACAAAUGUAUGACAAACGAGAGCUGAUAGGUGUGAUAUUUUAUUGAUAAGCGAU